This is a messenger RNA of Thamnophis elegans (Western terrestrial garter snake), 2625 nucleotides long. RefSeq names its product vomeronasal type-2 receptor 26-like. The record is from RefSeq and is a predicted model, not a curated record. Gene Ontology annotation, biological process: G protein-coupled receptor signaling pathway. NCBI's taxonomy places the organism in Eukaryota, Metazoa, Chordata, Lepidosauria, Squamata, Natricidae. The transcript is spliced from 7 exons. Gene Ontology annotation, cellular component: membrane. The coding region runs from base 1 to 2625 and encodes 874 amino acids. Gene Ontology annotation, molecular function: G protein-coupled receptor activity.
AUGAUGCUGUUUGUAUUCCUGUUCUAUAUCACAUGCAAAACAUAUGCUCUUAAUUGUACUAUACCUGAUGACCCACUUCCUAUACACCAUCAAUUUGCUCAGCCAGGAAAUAUUAUUUUGGGGAUGAUUACCUCUCAAGCCUUUUUCUUUCACAGCAGCCCUUCCUUCACAGAAGACCCCUCUCGGACUUUGAUCAAUGAAGUGAUUUAUGUGCCAAAUGUCUAUCAGCACAUACUUGCUCUGGUGUUUGCUGUCAAGGAGAUCAAUAGUAAUCCUGACCUUUUACCCAACAUCACAUUGGGUUUCCACAUUGUGAACAACUAUUUCCCUGCUAGGAUUACCUAUAAAGCAAUCCUGAGCUUAAUUUCUACACAACAGAAGUUUGUUCCCAACUUUACCUGUGAUCUAAAGAAAAUAUUUAUUGCUGCUAUUGGAGAUCGUUUGACAGAGACCUCAUUCAACAUUGCCACAGUCCUUGCCAACUACAAGAUUCCACAGCUGACCUUUGGAACAUUUUCUCCAAUACAUGAUGAGAAAAAUGCAUUUCCAUCCUUGUACCAAAUGGUCCCAAAUGAAAUGCAUCAAUACAUUGGGAUUAUUCAAUUACUUCAGCAUUUUGGAUGGAAAUGGAUUGGCAUCUUGGCUGUGGAUGAUGAUUAUGGGGACAUGUUUUUGCAGAAAAUUGAACCGUUGCUUUCCCAAAACAGCAUUUGUUAUGCUUUCAUACUUAGAACACCACCAAAGGCAUAUAUAGAUGAAUAUAUACACUUGAUGUCAAUGGAGUUAAGAUAUGAUCAACUCUUUAUGGAUGAUAAAGUCAAAGUGUGUUUAAUCUAUGCCUUAACUCCAGCCAUGCAAAAUCUGAGAAUAAUCAUCCUUGUAGCAUCUUGGACUUCACUGCAACCUUUGGGUAAAGUGUGGAUUAUUACUUCCCAUUGGAAUUUUGAAUCACUGUCUGUUCAGAGACUUUGGGACAUACAGAGUCUCUAUGGUGCCCUAUCAUUUGCAGUUCGCUCAAAAGAGCCCCCUGGAUUCCAAGAAUUUGUUCGCACAGUAAGACCAUAUUGGGUCAAAGAAGAUAAUUUCAUUCAGAAUUUUUGGGAGCAGGCAUUUGAUUGCCCAUUACACAUUUCUAGUAUAAAUGAAGAUAACAAGGUAUUGUGCACUGGGAAUGAGAAGUUAGAGAGUCUGCCGAGUAUAUUAUUUGAAACGAGCAUGAGUGGACACAGCUACAACAUAUACAAUGCAGUCCAUGUUAUGGUGCAUUCUUUGCAUGUCUUACUCAAGUCAGGAUCCAGAUGUAGAAAUGCAAUAGGAGCAGAUCAAGUAAUAUUUCAGGAUUUACAACCAUGGCAGUUUCAUUCUUUCUUGAAAAACAUCGUAUUCAACAAUAAUAUGGGAGACGCCCUUGCAUUUGAUGAAAACAGAGAACUGAUUACAGGUUUUAAUGUUGCAAACUGGAUUACUUUCCACAAUAAUUCCUUUUCUCGAGUCAAAGUUGGAACACUGGAACCUCGGGCUCCACCAGGCAGAGAAUUAACUCUUAGUGAUGAUCAAAUUGUGUGGCACAGAAACUUUAACCAGGUGAGAAUGCUUCCUCUUUCUGUGUGCAAUGACCACUGCUAUCCAGGCUCCAGCAGAAAGAAGAAGGAAGGAGAGAAAUUUUGUUGCUAUGAUUGUGUGCCAUGUUCAGAAGGACAGAUCUCUGAUGAAAUAGGCCGAGAUAUGGAUGCCUGCAUGAAAUGUCCAGAAAAUGAAUAUCCCAACAACAUCCAAAAUCAAUGUAUUCCCAAAGUGUUGACAUAUCUCUCUUAUAAUGAACCUUUAGGAAUCUGCUUUGUUAUAUUAGCUACUGUUUUCGCUUCGAUUACAAUCCUUGUGAUUGGAAUCUUUUGGAGGCAUCGAGAAACUCCAAUUGUCAAAGCCAACAACUGGAGCCUCACUUGUAUCCUCCUCAUCUCCCUUCUUCUUUGCUUCCUCUGCUCCUUCUUCUUUAUGGGAAGACCUGAAAAGAUGACCUGUCUUCUCCGGCAAAUGACUUUUGGCACUAUCUUUGCAGUGGCCCUUUCAUCUGUAUUGGCAAAAACCAUGACUGUGAUUCUGGCAUUUAUGGCAACCAAACCAGGCUCUGGACUGAGGAAAUGGAUAGGAAAAGGACUGUCCAAUUCUAUUGUCCUUUUAGGUUCUUUCAUCCAGGUUGGGAUUUGCACUGUUUGGCUGAGUACCUUUCCUCCUUUCCCAGAUAUAGACUUGCAUUCACUGAAGGAAGAAAUCAUAAUGGAAUGCAAUGAAGGCUCAGUGAUCAUGUUUUACUGUGUCCUGGGUUACAUGGGCUUCCUGGCUAGUGUCAGCUUUAACAUUGCUUUCCAAGCCAGGAAGCUUCCCAGCAGUUUCAAUGAGGCCAAGUUCAUCACCUUCAGCAUGUUGGUCUUUUGCAGCGUUUGGCUGACAUUUGUUCCAACCUACCUAAGCACCAAAGGGAAAUACAUGGUAGCUGUGGAGAUCUUCUCUAUCUUAUGCUCCAGUGCUGGUUUACUGGGGUGUAUAUUUUCCCCCAAAUGCUACAUCAUUAUAUUGAGACCUAAAUUGAACAAGAAGGAAUAUUUAAUAAGGAAAGAAAUGUAA